AUGGACACCACCAUCGACGACCAGCUUUAUCUCAACCAGUAUCUCUACCAGCAGCAAGAUACCCAGAACCAGCAGCAGAUAGACGAUGAACCUCUCUAUGUCAACGCAAAACAGUAUUUCCGUAUUCUCAAACGACGCGUCGCACGUUCAAGGCUAGAGGAAGUCCAUCGUCUGUCCAGGCAGCGAAAGCCAUACCUACAUGAAUCCCGCCACAAGCAUGCAAUGCGUCGCCCAAGAGGGCCAGGUGGACGUUUCCUGACUGCAGAGGAAAUAGCCGCACAGAAAGCAGCAGGGACGAGUAACAACGGUGAGGCAUCAGGUUCAAAGGAUGCCGAGGGCGAGGAGCAAGAAGAUGGAGAGAAGACCAUGGAGCAAACUCCAGAACGUGACGAACAGCAGCAGCAGCAGCAGCAACAGGUUCAACAGCCACCCCCGCCGCCGCCGCCGCCGCCUCCAUCUCUUCCUGACCUUCCUGAGCUGCCAGAACCACACAUCAUCGACGCUGAACCGCCGCGGCUAGACCACAUCUCUCACCAUGAACGGGACAAUUCGUUCUACGCACCCAUGAUCUCGUCUUCCUCGUUCCGGCCCAGCAUAUCCAUUCCACAGCAAAUCAUGCCCUCUCACCACACCCAUGGAGGCCACCACCACGGUCACCCUCGCCACUUGCCUACCCAACACCACCAAAACUCUCAGCCAAAACCCACAAACCACAUGCACAACUUUGCCCACCUGCCAAAAUCGCUGCCCGUCAACCUCACUUCACCGUAUGGAUCUAUGCCCCAGAUGCAUCAUGUCCCUCAUCCCCAUGCGCAUGCUCGACACCAUCACAGCAAUCUGGCCUUUCAUCAUCCCCUCUACAACGAUCCAAUAAAUCCACCAGGUUCCUCCAAUCCUGACAUGCAGAGGCGAACGGAGGAAAUGAUUCAAUUCGGUGCACCGGGCUCAUCCAACUAA
Messenger RNA from Coprinopsis cinerea okayama7#130, 957 nucleotides. RefSeq lists its product as hypothetical. The record is from RefSeq and is a predicted model, not a curated record. Gene Ontology annotation, biological process: regulation of transcription by RNA polymerase II. Gene Ontology annotation, cellular component: CCAAT-binding factor complex. Lineage: Eukaryota; Fungi; Basidiomycota; Agaricomycetes; Agaricales; Psathyrellaceae. The transcript is spliced from 2 exons. Gene Ontology annotation, molecular function: DNA-binding transcription factor activity, RNA polymerase II-specific; RNA polymerase II cis-regulatory region sequence-specific DNA binding. The coding region runs from base 1 to 957 and encodes 318 amino acids.